Molecule: messenger RNA, 2154 nt
Organism: Hevea brasiliensis (rubber tree)
Lineage: Eukaryota; Viridiplantae; Streptophyta; Magnoliopsida; Malpighiales; Euphorbiaceae
Product: wee1-like protein kinase
Exons: 10
Biological process (GO): protein phosphorylation
Molecular function (GO): protein kinase activity; ATP binding
Source: RefSeq, a predicted model, not a curated record
GCGCGCCUUUCGAGUCCGCCACUACUAGGCUGGCACUAGAAGGAGAAGAAAAGCGUACAUAAUACGCGAUACAGAUUACCCUAUCAUAUAAGCCAUUUGGAUGCAUGACAGUGAUUGGCUAAAUCGAUGAGAUUUAUUGUACGGAGAGGAUUCAAUGUUGGAGUAGGGUUCACGAUAGUCCCUGUUUCCUCUGACUCUUGCCAAAGAAGAUUGCGCACCCGCGUAAUUUUUGAAUUGUAUACAGUACAGAGAAGAAGACAGAGUUAUAAAAAAAAAAAAUUAUCUAAUAAAAGAAGAGAAGUAGUGGGUGUGAUUGUGUGUCUGGUCUGGCGCUUGCUGGGUGGUGGUGGUGGUGGUGGUGAUUGAUGAAGAGGAAAACCCAAAAGGCAAGCAAUAGGAAGAGGAGAGAGAGCAGUAAAAUGAAGGGCACUUUAGCAAGGCACUUGCAGGUUCAGAUGGGACAAAUCUCUGUGAUUCCUCUCCAGUACCAGCAAUCGUCUUCUUCCACCGCAGCCGUGUCUAAUUCUUCUUCUCGCUUCCAGAACCUUCUAGAUUCUGAAGGGUCCGACCCACAGUUCCAUUCUUCAACGGAAAACCCCAGCAUUGGCGACGUCGAUGUUGAUGAGAAAGAUUUCAUUCUCAGUCAGGACUUCUUCUGCACUCCAGAUUAUAUAACACCAGUGGAUCAAAAUUUACUGAACAGCUUUGGUCACAACAAGGAAAACAUGUUAUGCCCUGAAUCACCAGAGAAGCUAAACACUAUUAAAACCAAAAAACGUAGACAGGAUGUUAUCUUAGCCAAUCCUCUCAGCCCUACCUUGUCUGACCAGCAACAAAAUUUGGAGAUCGCCAAUGAUACUUUUGGUACAGAUGAAGUGAAGAUUGAGAUAACACCAGUAACUGGAACUCAAAGAUGCCAAAAUUAUGUGUCACAAUCUGCUGUUGCCUUGCGCUGUCGGGUUAUGCCCCCUCCUUGCAUAAAGAACCCAUAUCUAAUGGAUUCCUUGGAAGUGGAUGUAGAUCCAUAUGGCAAUCAAAGAUCAAAAUAUAUGUUUAAUUAAUCAAUGCUUCAAUCUACAGGUUUUUUCUCCGCAAUUGUUGGUGGGGAUGGCCUUUCUCGCUAUCACACAGAUUUUCAUGAGAUGCAGCAAAUUGGCACUGGAAAUUUCAGCCGUGUUUUCAAAGUAUUGAAGAGAAUUGAUGGUUGCUUGUAUGCUGUGAAACAUAGCACAAGGCAGUUACAUCAAGAUGCAGAGAAGAGGAAAGCUUUGAUGGAGGUUCAGGCUCUAGCAGCUUUAGGAUGUCAUGAAAACAUUGUUGGAUAUUACUCCUCUUGGUUUGAUAACGAGCAACUCUACAUUCAAAUGGAACUCUGUGAUUGCAGCUUAUCCAUCAAUAAAUCUUCCCAAUCAUUCACAGAGGACAAAGUGUUGGAAGUCUUACAUCAGAUUGCAAAGGCAUUGCUUUUUAUCCAUGGACGUGGAAUUGCUCACUUGGAUGUAAAGCCUGAUAAUAUUUAUGUGAAGAAUGGAGUUUAUAAACUUGGUGAUUUUGGAUGUGCAACUCUCCUUAAUCAGAGCUUGCCAAUUGAAGAGGGUGAUGCUCGUUAUAUGCCUCAAGAAAUCUUGAAUGAGAAUUACAAUCAUCUUGACAAAGUUGAUAUCUUUUCCUUGGGAGCUGCUACCUAUGAGCUUAUUAGAGGCUCACCUUUGCCCAAAUCAGGAUCUCAAUUUUUCAGCCUUAGGGAGGGAAAACUGCCACUUCUUCCUGGCCAUUCAUUGCAUUUUCAGAACUUACUCAAGGUAAUGCUAGAUCCAGAUCCAGUUCAGCGGCCUUCCGCUAAAGAAUUACUAGAAAAUCCAAUAUUUGACAAGCUUCAAAGAAAUCUCAGAAUCUAGUGAAAUCUUUGUUGGGUUUGUGGGACAAGAAUUUUUUUAUGUGACCACUAAUGAUCAGCUGCCCUAGCUAGGAGGCCCUGGCAACAUACUGAAUGGCCUUUUUUUGUAACAACAGUUCCUUCUUCAGUACAUACACCAAUUUUCCCCCCAGCAAGGUGCAGGUGUUGUAAAUUUAAGAGGAAGGCUGUCGUCCUCAAUAAAAUCUGUAUUAUGGACUGGAGGAAUGCAAUUUAAUGAAAAUGCCCUCCUUUUCUUA